Messenger RNA from Biomphalaria glabrata, 4980 nucleotides. Its product is annotated as pre-mRNA-processing factor 40 homolog A-like. NCBI's taxonomy places the organism in Eukaryota, Metazoa, Mollusca, Gastropoda, Planorbidae. The transcript has 17 exons. Bases 259 to 4191 code for a protein of 1310 amino acids. Gene Ontology annotation, molecular function: protein binding. The record is from RefSeq and is a predicted model, not a curated record.
AAACAAAGAUGGUGGUCAUGCGCAUUGCAAACGAGAUCAAAACACUGCAUGAAGUUAGAUUAUACAGAUUUUAAAACCUGAAGCUUGAUUUAGAUCUUGAUAUAAAAUCUAUAUGGAAUAUUUUCUAGAUUCAUAUUAUUGACCACUAAUUAGAUCUAGGUAUUCCAAGCAUGAAACCUUUGAGGAAUGAACCCACUAUUUACCACAUGGUCUAGCAUUGGACUCUGCCAAUAGUUAAAGGACAAAUUCGGUUCUAACAUGUCGAGACGCGGGAGCAAAAGAAAACCAGUCUUGCAGUUGAGUAACGCAAGCAGCACAUUACAUCGCUAUGGUUACAGCAAAGAGUUUCAUUCUAAAGAUAAAGCAGGCAAAGGUGUUGCUUUGGCUUUGGUUGGCAAUUAUUCAGACUCAGACUCUAAUGAACAAAGUGAUAAUGAGGAUCAAACUGCAGACCAGUUGGAAGUCAAUGACAAUGAUAUGUCAGACAAUAAGUUUGAGUCAACUGGUGAUAUGGGCGGUACACCUUCACUAGAAAAUGCUAUUCAACCUUCAGAUAUGGAUAAUAAACUCAAGAACUUUCUCUCGGAAAUCGAGGCUAUUCCUGUCCCAUCGUCACUUGUAAGUGGGCCGUCAGGAGUGAGUCCAGCUCACCCCACGCAGGAACCUGAAGCUGUGACUGAGAGCACAGGGCCUCCCAUAAAAAAAUCCAGCACCAACCAUUACUCCAUGUUUGUCAAGGGAGAGGUUGAGUUUGCACAAAAGCCUCAACAGGUUCCAGCAACUCAGAUGUCAGAGAAUAAUGUCAACACUGCCAAGAGAUGGGAAGAUGAAGAGCUUCCAGAGGAGCCAACCACAAACUGGCAGUUGGUCCAGGAUGAAAGUACUCAGUAUUACUACUACUGGAACAUGGUGACCAAUCAGGUGACCUGGGAGAUCCCCUCAGACUACACUCAGUUCCUCCUCCUCCAUCAAGAGUAUGAGGAAAAAAUAGCCAAGUACACGCCUGAACAGUUAAAAGUUUUACAAGAGAAAAAGGCCAAAAAAUGUGUUCAAAAUUCUGAUUCCAAGCUUACUGAAGGGGGCGUCACCAAGCGAAUCGCUCAUGCCCCUCCAGUUCCUGCACUCACUGACAGCAGGAUAAAUCUGGUGACUAAAUCUUCCAGCAACCACCUCAGCCCCCAGCACCCAGAAAGUGAUUCAGACUCCAAGAAAUCUAAACACAAGAAAGAAAAGAAAAGCCACCACAAGAAGAAACACAGAGAUAAGCUUCAUGAUGGCAUGUCAGAAGAGAAUAAAGAUCUCUCAGAACUGGACAAAAUGAAAGCCUCCUCCUUGUCAGCCCUGGCUAAGAUAGUUCCCUAUCUCUCGGACCAGGAAGAUGAAGAUGAUGAAUUUUUAUCACAAACGGACACAAAGGCUUUGACUGAAAAACCCGUCGGUGAAGAUCUAACAAAUUGUACAACAGAGGUAUCCUUAACCAAUGCAUCUUCCAAUCAGCAUUUGUUAGACUCAAAACUUUCCAGCUCCACAAAAGGUGCUGUGAGUGAAAGUAACUUGGUAACAUCGGAAAAGUCGCAGACAAAAACACAAGAAGCCCUAAAGAACAGUGCAGAAGAACCAGAAGCCAGUCCGUUGACCAGUAGCUCUCUAGCAGGUACGACCGGAACAAUUUUAACCUUUAGUGGUAUAGACAGCGUUGAUGACAUAAUAAACAGUAUUCUCCAACCCACAAUGCCAUCCUCUACCGGCAAGGAGAAAAGCAACGAAGAGAACCUAACUCCACAGAGACUACAUAUUGACAAAUCUGAUGGAGAGAUAGCAAAGAAAUCUAAACUGGCAUGUUCUGAUGUCUCUGAUAACUCUGUGACUGUGAAACUUGAAGCGUCUCCCUCGUUGGAUGAUGUCAACAAGAAGGACAGUUUGCGUUCAGAAGAAAAAAUCCUAGAUGCAAUUAAAAAAGAGAGUCUUUCAGAAGAACUAACAGUGGCUAGUCUGAAGAUAGCUCAACCUGUUCUCAAAGACGACCAUUCCUCUGACAAGAAUUUAAAAACACGCCCCAGCGUUGACAAACUUGCCAAAAAAGACGACCCUCCCUCAGAUAAAAUCUCCAAAACAGUUGCCAGUGCUGACGUGCACAAACGAAGCACCUCAAAGCGUGAAGCUACUGAGAUAGUCAAAGUAGACGUUGUAGAAGAAGGGGAGAUUACUGAGCCCAUUAAAAUGAACUCUCACGCAAGUGACAAGCAUGAGAAGCACAAUAAGAAAUCCUACUCUUCUUCCUCCUCCCGAUGGAAAGACAAGUACGAGGGAAGCAGUGAAAAGAAAAAAGUUUUGAACAUUGUCGGCUACGAGAGUGAGGAGGAAGAAGAGGGGGAAGUGAGAGAUAAAAAGAGGCGGGAGGAGUCGAGAAAUUCUUACAAGAAAAAGAAGAAAGACAAAAAACGGGAAUCUAGUCGGAGGCACAGCAAAGAUGAGAAACCUUCAUAUCCAGGUUUGUUUGAGGGCAAGCUGGACAAGGAAAUCAUUUCUAAAGUGACCGACACUUUGGAUCAGGCCAUCUCGGACAUAGUUUCCAAGACUGUCAGCAAGACAAUGGGCCAGCUCAGUAUUGGUAAGGAGAAGAAAGCUCAAGUUCCAGAAGAGGACAAACCAAAGACACCAGAGGAAGAGACUGAAGAGAUUGACUUUGAUGAUCUCGAUGACAUAGACCGUGCACUGGAAGUGGCGCUGGAGAAGAAGCUGGAACAGAAAAAAGUGGAACUCAGCAAGUAUGAAGAUGAAGAGCCUAAAAAGGUUUUAGAGACUGAUGUUGUAUCGGCCAUGACCCCAGAGGUCACUAGUCUCUCACCUACACCAAUAGCCGAGUCUGUAAAUGAGAAUGUUCCAGAACCAACAUGUACCCCACCAGAGGUCACUGCUAACACCAAAAUAGAAGAAACAACAGAAUAUGAGACAAAGCUCAAAGAAGAUGUGAAAUCAGUGGCUGAAUUAGCUUUAAGCAAGCUUCAGUUUCUGGACAUUUCGACAGAAAACUUGUCACGCUUGCAGAUACUCUUUAUUGAAUUACAGACUCGGCAAGCGGAUUGGAUAGCAGGGGGUCUAUCAACACAAUACUUUUACGAACAGCUGAAAGUGGCAGAAGGGUUGCUCGAGCAAUAUGAACUGAGCGCUGUGCCUGAAGGCUGGGCCUGCCAGUGGGACAGGGCCAACAACCGCUAUUACUACCGCAACAAGGCAACGAAUCGUAUUCAGUGGGACUACCCCGAAGCGGAGAGCAAAGACAAGCCAGAGGAGAAGGCGGCUGCUGCUUCUGAGGAAGGAGAUGUUAUCUGUACAAAAGUUGAGAGUGCAGUGGCCCCUGAGGAGGCUCGUAGACCUCGCAGCCGACGCAGCAGCCGUCACAGAAAGAGGGAUGAGAAAGACAGAAGUAAAUAUGACAAGCGCAGCACAUCUCACCAUUAUCGUAGAAAGAGAAGGCGUCGACGAGAUCACAGUAGCAGCAGUGAGGAAAGUGAGAUAGGCCAACAGCAUCGGCGCCACCACAAGAGUAAGAAAAAGAAAAGACACAGGUCAGAGAGAUCACCCAGCGUUAAAAUAAUCGAAAACCCACCCACUCCUGACACUCAGCAGGCUGAAGAGGUUGAUGUGACAAACAAGGAAGAUCUGACCGAAGAGAAGGCAACUCCCCCUGUUGAUACACCAGAGCCAGUGGUAACAGCAGCCCCACCUGUAAUUCCUCCCCCUUUGUUAGCCCCAUACAUUAUACCCCCACCUCCCCCCGAAGAGCCCCCCAAUGAGGACUCCAAUAUAGUGCAGGACAUGGAAGAAAGUGCGGAUGAAAGUUACCAAGAGGAGUACACCAUGUACCCGGAUGAGACUGUCUACCAGAUGAUGGACCCAACACUGUCUAGCAUGGGAGUGAUCUCUAAGCCACCUCAUAUCAUUGUCCCCCAACAGUGUUACCCAAAUACAAUGAUGCCUGAUAUCUAUGCAACAUAUCCACCUCCUGUCAUCAUGACUGCUGGCCAGCCUUGCAGUUAUCUGAUCCAGGCUCCAGUGCCAUCUACCUACACCAUCCCCCCAGUCAGCCUCGAGCCUGUGCCUGAGCUGCCAAAGGACAAUGCUGUGGAGACCAGCGCUGCGGAUGCAGAAAAACAGAUCAAAAAGAAGAAGAAAGAGAAGGUAAAGUGAUGACUUCAACUACAUUUUGUUAUUUGAACUUUUUUUUUUUUCAAAUGAUAAAAUCAGCAACUAUCAGUUACCUUAUUCUUCUUCAUGGCAAGACUUGUGGAACUGUAGGCCCAUGGAAGCUUACCUCCAUCGGCCUGUAUGAACAACUGUUCUAUCAGGGAGGUAUCCAAGCGGAUGUAAAUUAGUCACAUCCCUAUUAUCGGUGGUUCGUAUUGCAAGGCAGAGCACACUGUGGAAACUCCUCCAUAUUUUUUCUCUGUACCACAUCAGCCGUGCAGGUGUCUGCCAUAAAUUGGUUCCUUGGGUAAUAAUGUGUGGAUAAUGAUCCAGGCUCCAGUGCCAUCUACCUACACCAUCCCCCCAGUCAGCCUCGAGCCUGUGCCUGAGCUGCCAAAGGACAAUGCUGUGGAGACCAGCGCUGCGGAUGCAGAAAAACAGAUCAAAAAGAAGAAGAAAGAGAAGAAGUCCUUGGCCACUGGCUCCAGCAUCAUAAUGAAGAAGAAGCACAUGUCCACCAUGGUCCAGAAAUGGCAGAAGGUGAAGAAAGAAGUGGAGAAAGAAGACAUGGCUAAAGAGUUGAGACAGGCUGCAAUCAGAAAAAAAAUUGAAGAGCUCAAGUAGUCGCCCUGGCAUUUUGUUUCUUGUUGAUUCUCUAUUUAGUAUGUAAAUAGUCCCUGAGACAUGACAUGUCUAGACAAAGCUUUCUAUUUAUACUUCAACAUUUGGCCAAAUGUUUUGCACUCUUCAUGUAUAUUAUUUUAUUUCAUGAUAAUAAAUAUUUUGUAUGUA